CUCACUUGAUAGGACCUUUAUAAAUGGAAAUUUUCAGUUCAUUAUCAUUCACAUUCAACUCCAUCCUCAUUAAGUAUCUACAUUCUUCAUACCCACAUUACCUACAUUUUCCAUUCCCAUAUUCUCUCAUCCAUUCAAACCUAUCAGAUAAGCUUAUACCCUUCAUUCCAAUCCCGUUGACAUCCCUAAAAGAUUGUCAUCAAUUUAGUUUAGUCACCUGGGUUGUUUUGUUUCAAUUUGAAGUGUGAUCGAUCAUUUCCCGCCUUCUACGAGCUACCUAAACUCAAUUCAGUGUCUACAGGAAAUGGGUACCCGUCAUUCUUUUUGAUUUAAAAUCUGUUAUUGUUGUUUUAAGAGCAAUCUCUUGGUUGUACUCUGCUUGUUUGAUAUAGUUUCAUACAUCAGCGUAUUUCCAAAAAAAAAAUUCAAGUGGUGAGGAGUGUUUGGUCUUCUUUUAUGGCUAAAUUGUUCUCCGAAGGCUCGCUGCAUGCUCAGGGUGUACAGCAUGUGCCAUUUAAGACCUCGGACGGGUCUCUCAAGGUUUUGCUAUUACAUGGGAAUUUAGAUAUUUGGGUCGAAGAGGCUAAGAACCUUCCUAAAAAUGAUUUGUCUUUGGAGAAAUUCGGGAAGAUGUUUUCCGGAUUGAGCUGCAAAAUUGAAAAACACAUCCCUCAAAAGAUAGCAACUAAUUCACAUGUUACAAGUUCAGUAUUCAAGGCCAAGAGAUUCGGGAAGAAGGUUGCCGGAGUCAGCAGCAAAAUUGAAAAGCACAUCCCCACAAGUGAAAACCGCAUCCCUCACGGGAUGAAAACUGAUCCAUAUGUUACAAUUUCAGUAUCCAAUGCUGUUAUUGGGAAAACUUUUGUCAAAAAUGACGAAGAGAACCCGGUUUGGAUGCAGCACUUCUGUCUUCCUGUUGCUCACUAUGCUGCAGAGGUGCUCUUUGUUGUUAAAAACAAAAAGCUUGUGGGUUCUGAAACCAUCGGCGUUGCUAUGGUACCGGUGGAGCAAAUAUAUUCAGGCAUAAAAGUUGAAGGUACCUUCCCACUCAUUAAUUCGAGUGGGAAGCCAUAUGAGCCUGAAAGUGUCUUGAUCAUAUCAAUCCAAUACACUCCCAUUGAUAAAGUGGCCUGGGACCAUGUUGGGGUUCCAGAUGCCUAUUUUCCGCUUAGGAAAGGUGGAAAGGUUACACUUUAUCAAGAUACCCAUGUCCCUGAUGAGGGUUGCCUUCCAAAUUUGAAUCUUGAACAUGGUAUUCAGUAUGAACAUGGUGAUUGUUGGCGCGACAUCUCUGAUGCAAUAAGUCAGGCCCGCCAUUUGGUAUACAUUACAGGCUGGUCUGUGUACCAUAAAGUUAGACUUGUCCGGGGCAAGGACAAUGCAACAGAUUGCAAUUUAGGAGACCUUCUUAAAACCAAGGCACAAGAGAAAGGUGUCAAAGUGCUGCUCCUUUUAUGGGAUGAUCCAUCUUCGUUAAGGAUUUUCGGUCACAUAAGGGAGGGAAAAAUGCAUACCCAUGAUGAGGAGACUUGUGUUUUUUUCAAACAUUCUUUAGUGAAAGUGCUACCUUGCCGCCGUUCUUUUGGAAAUGCACAUAGCAUCGUCAGAAAGCAGGAAUUAGGAAAAAUCUACAGCCAUCACCAGAAAACUGUGAUUGUGGAUGCUGAUGCAGGUCAUGGCAAGAGAAAGAUCAUAGCAUUUCUUGGAGGUCUCGAUCUAGCGAUGGGUCGAUAUGAUACUCCAAAACACCCUAUUUUAAGCACAUUACAAACUGUGCACAAAGAUGACUACCAUAAUCUUACUUUCAAGAAGCCUGCUGUUGGUUGUCCAAGACAACCGUGGCAUGAUUUACACUGCCGAAUUGAUGGUCCGGCAGCAUAUGAUAUCCUCAACAACUUUGAGCAGCGUUGGUUAAAGGCCUCAAUACCUAGUGGACUACGAAAAGUAAUAGUAUCAUCACAUAAUGAUUCAUUACUUAAAACUGAAAGUAUUUCUGAUAUCUUAGGAAUGGACGAUGUGCUUCGCCUGAGAGAGGAUGAUCCUGAGGCUUGGCAUGUCCAGGUUUUUCGUUCAAUUGACUCCAACUCGGUUAAGGGGUUUCCAGAAGACCCAAAAGAUGCAACAGAAAUGAACCUGGUAUGUGGUAAGAAUGUACUGAUAGACAUGAGUAUCCAUACAGCAUAUGUAAAGGCAAUUCGUGAUGCCAAACAUUUCAUUUAUAUUGAGAACCAGUACUUCCUUGGGUCGUCAUAUAACUGGACUAAUCACCAAGACUUGGGUGCAAACAAUUUAAUUCCGAUGGAAAUUGCUCUCAAAAUUGCUAACAAAAUUAGAGCAGACGAGAGGUUUUCAGCCUAUAUUGUCAUCCCAAUGUGGCCAGAGGGUGAUCCUACAAGUUGUGUUACUCAACAAAUUCUCUAUUGGCAGUAUAAUACAAUGCAAAUGAUGUAUGAAGAAAUAUACAAGGUUUUACAAGAGGUAGGGCUUGACAACAAAUAUGAACCUCAAGACUAUCUGAAUUUCUUCUGCCUUGGCAAUCGUGAGGCUCAAGACACGGAAAGCACUUCAAAUCAUAGAAAUCCUUUCGCCUCAAAAACUCCUGAAGAACUCACUACAAAAUAUCGACGCUUCAUGAUUUAUGUCCAUUCAAAAGGAAUGAUAGUGGAUGAUGAGUACGUUAUAUUGGGGUCUGCAAAUAUCAACCAACGUUCCUUAGAAGGCACUAGAGACACUGAAAUUGCGAUGGGUGCUUAUCAACCUCGGUAUACUCGGGCGAGCAAAUGCUAUAGUCCCCAUGGACAGAUCUAUGGGUACAGAAUGUCACUAUGGGCAGAGCACAUUGGUUUUCUCGAGGAAUGUUUUGAGCAACCUGAUAGUCUUGAAUGUACGAGACGAGUAAGGUCACUGAGUGAGCUGAACUGGAAACAAUAUGUUGCUGAUAAAGUUACUGAAAUGAAGGGUCACCUUCUUAAGUACCCGGUUGCAGUUGAUCCAACAGGCAAGGUGAAGCCUCUUCCUGGUUGUGAAACAUUUCCAGAUGUGGGGGGAAACAUUGUGGGAACAUUUAGAGUCACAGAAUCUAUCACCAUUUGAUCACCCUUGGUCACCAACCUCCUCUUGUUAAGCUUUUCUAAUACAUGACGCAAAAUUCUGCUCAAGUUCUGGUUGAACCAGUGUCUCAUGUAUCCAUUAUUUUAUUGUACUUUCUAUUUUCAGGGGGCAAUUUCUGUUAGGAAACGUGCUAGUUUUAAAAACUUUUCGAGGGAUUUUCAUUCACA
Molecule: messenger RNA, 3278 nt
Organism: Cornus florida
Lineage: Eukaryota; Viridiplantae; Streptophyta; Magnoliopsida; Cornales; Cornaceae
Product: phospholipase D gamma 1-like
Exons: 10
Coding region: 457-3093 (878 amino acids)
Biological process (GO): phosphatidylcholine metabolic process; phospholipid catabolic process
Cellular component (GO): plasma membrane
Molecular function (GO): D-type glycerophospholipase activity; calcium ion binding
Source: RefSeq, a predicted model, not a curated record